Messenger RNA from Alnus glutinosa, 914 nucleotides. Its product is annotated as classical arabinogalactan protein 2-like. The transcript has a single exon. The record is from RefSeq and is a predicted model, not a curated record. NCBI's taxonomy places the organism in Eukaryota, Viridiplantae, Streptophyta, Magnoliopsida, Fagales, Betulaceae. The coding region runs from base 177 to 614 and encodes 145 amino acids.
AUGAGAUUUAAAACGAUUCGAGAAAUCUUGAGCAUUAUUUGAUUAAACGCUGUCCGCUUUCUCUCUUCUUUUUAUAUUCUCCCCUCUCACUUUUGAGCUCUUCAUCGGUCUCAAAGUCACACAACUUUGGCUCCCCUCUCUUUCUGAAGCUCAAAACUUUUUCAAAACUUUCGAAGAUGAAGACGGGUUUCUAUGGGUUCCAAGUUUUGAUGAUCUUGGGUCUCUUGGCCACCUCGUGCAUAGCCCAGGCUCCAGGGCCUGCACCAACCGCCUCACCACCCACAGCCACCCCACCCACUGCCACCCCACCCACUGCCACCCCACCCUCACCAGUCUCGGCUCCACCAGCUCCAACCCCGUCAGUAGCCCCGGCUCCAACCCCAAAAGCCCCGUCCCCGGCACCAACCAAAGCCCCUACCUCAGCUCCCACUCCUUCAGCGAAAUCUCCUUCACCCGCGUCUCCUGCCUCUUCACCGCCUGCACCCACUCCGGGAAGCCCCUCAUCCCAGCCACCAACUGCUGAUCAGCCCCCCAGUGCCGCCUUCUCUCCUAGCAAAGCCGUUAUUGCUGGAACCGCUCUUGUUGGAACUUUCUUCGCCGUGGUGCUGGCGUAGACUGGGUCUGGCUUCGUCCCACGUGGAGGCUCAUCUCGGCUCUUACCAGAUCUUAUUUUUGAUGCACGGAUGAGAUCUAUUUGUUUCUCUUUCAUGUUCUUUUUUAAAUUUUCGGAUAUUUAUUUUUGUUGCAUUUGUCUCAUUCAAUAUUGGGUUUUACUUAGGGUCGGAUUUGUAUUAUGAUGAUGACGAUGAUUAUUUGGAGAUUCAUUGCUUUCGUGUUGACACGUGUAUCCAUUUGUAGAUGAGUCCGGUGUAAAUCAAAUAUCGAAUAAAACAGUUUGUCAUUCUUUUCUCUCA